UGACCAGCAACAAUCACCGGAUCCACCUUCCAGCAGUGAGGUUGACAGUCUGCUGCAGCCAUCCGAAGAAACCGACAGCAUGGCCGGUGCAAGCAAAGAACUAAGCCCGGAAAAACAAACGGCACCGCCGGACUCAUCCGAGGUGGCGAAAACGAAGGACGAUAGCAUCAUGUCGCUGCUGUACUCGUUCGCCAAGAAGGUCGUAACGGUCGGUAUCAUAUACUUCGUCGGCUAUAUGGGCUGGUCGGUGGCGUGGCUCAUCACACCCGUGAUCCUCUCGGUGGCCCGCGAAUCCUGGCGCAAAACGAACGAUACGCGGCGCAGCGUUGCGAAGGCAUCGGCGCUCGCGAACGAUAAGGACGUCAUCCUGGCCCGUCUACACGAUCUGCCGGCAUGGGUUUUCUUUCCGGACGUAGAACGUUGCGAAUGGCUCAACAGGAUCCUGAAGCAAGUGUGGCCUAAUGCAAACUUUUACGCGAAAAAUCUCAUCAAAGAAUCGAUUGAACCGAAUAUCCAACAGGCAAUGGCAGCCUACAAGCUGAAUGGGUUCAAGUUUGACCGAAUGAUCCUGGGAACGAUUCCUCCAAGGAUCGGCGGUGUCAAGGUGUACGAUAAGAAUGUGUCGCGCAACGAAAUCAUUAUGGACCUGGAUCUGUUCUACGCCGGCGAUUGCGAUAUCAGCUUCGCGCUCAGUGGACUGCGUGGUGGCAUCAAGGACUUCCAGAUACACGGCACGGUGCGCGUCAUCAUGAAGCCACUAAUUUCCCAGAUGCCACUCAUCGGUGGGCUUCAGAUAUUCUUCCUCAACAAUCCGAACAUUGACUUCAAUCUGGUGGGAGUGGUCGAUCUGCUCGACAUGCCGGGCUUGAGUGACAUUUUGCGUAAGAUUAUCGUGGAGCAGGUGGCUGCCAUCAUGGUGCUGCCGAACAAGCUGCCCAUCGUGCUGAGCGACGGUGUGCCGGCCCUGUCGCUAAAGAUGCCCGAACCGGAGGGCGUACUAAGGAUCCACGUCGUUGAAGCUAAGGACCUCAUGAAAAAGGACAUCAGCGUGCUUGGCAAGGGUAAAUCGGACCCGUACGCCAUCAUUUCCGUGGGUGCACAGCAAUUCCGCACGCAAACCAUCGACAACACGGUCAACCCGAAGUGGGAUUACUGGUGCGAGGCCUUUAUCCACGCGGAAAGUGGUCAAACACUUCAGGCCGUGAUCAACGAUCAGGACGCCGGCGAAGAUGAACUGUUGGGAAGAGCUACUGUGGAAAUUAGCAGCGUAACCAAGAACGGUGAAAUCGAUACGUGGUUGACAUUGGAACAGGCCAAGCAUGGAUUGGUGCAUCUACGCAUGACAUGGUUCAAACUCAGCUCCGACAAGUCUGAUCUGAAGCAAGCACUGGAAGAAACGCAACAUCUGCGCGUAACCUCCAUGAGCACUGCUCUGCUAACUGUUUUCAUCGAUUCGGCUAAAAACUUACCGCAAGCACGCCAACAAUCACAGCCCGACCCAUACCUGGUCUUAUCGGUGGGCAAAAAGAACGAACAAACCUCUGUACAGAUGCGUACGGAUGCUCCGGUUUGGGAGCAAGGCUUUACCUUCCUGGUGGGUAACCCGGACAACGAUACGCUCCAGCUGAAGGUGAUCGAUCAGAAGACGGGCAACACGAUCGGAUCGCUCACGUACAUCCUGAGCGCACUGAUGGAGAAGAAAAAUCUCGAGAUCAUGUCACAACCGUUCCAGCUGCAAAAGUCUGGCCCCGAAUCGAAAAUCAUCAUGUCACUUUCGUUGCGCGUACUGAAGCGCUACCGGGAACAGGACGCUGUAGCGACCACACCAGACAAGGCCCCUUCAUCCGAAGCGGACAGUGUACUAUCACGCACCAGCUCCGUCCGUACGUCCACAUCCCAAUCGACUAGCGGCGGUUUGCAGCAGCAACAAUCGAUUGCGGAUUCUAAUGCAGCGGAAGCGGCGGCCCUAUCUCACCAGGGUAGCGUCCGGAAGCAGGACUCACGCAAAUCUACCACUUCGGCCAUUUUGGAACAGAUGUCGAUCCAGGAGGAACCGUUCGUUGUGUCAACGUUGAACACGGUCAUGAUGGCGACGCCACCACGCAGUCCGAAUCUCAGCGACGGCGGUACGGAACUGUUGCGACGCAGUCCGAGCACCACCUCCUCGGCCGGAUCGGCUGGGCUGGGACGCAUACAGCUGACGGUUGCGUACAGUGUGCAGCGUCAGCGGUUGCUAGUAAUCGUGCACAAGAUUAACAAUAUUCCGCUCAAAGAUCCUAACAACAUUCCGGAUCCGUACGUGAAGCUGUAUCUGUUGCCGGGUCGCUCAAAGGAAUCGAAGCGCAAGACGAAUGUGGUGAAGGAUAAUUGUGAUCCCGUGUUUGAUACCACGUUCGAGUACAUCAUCUCCAACGCGGAGCUGGUCAACUCGGAGCUGGAGGUGACGGUUUGCACACAGAAAGGAUUCUUCGGCAGCCCUGUUAUUGGAAUGCAAAAACUAACUCUUAACGAUCCGGACAUUGCGAGCGGACAGGGCAUUAAGGCUUGGUAUGAUCUGCUGCCGGAAUCAAAGUUCGAGUAAAAAUCCUG
Anopheles maculipalpis is the source of this 2589-nucleotide messenger RNA. It is a transcript of the gene Esyt2, whose product is annotated as extended synaptotagmin-2. The transcript is spliced from 10 exons. NCBI's taxonomy places the organism in Eukaryota, Metazoa, Arthropoda, Insecta, Diptera, Culicidae. The coding region runs from base 80 to 2581 and encodes 833 amino acids. The record is from RefSeq and is a predicted model, not a curated record. Gene Ontology annotation, molecular function: lipid binding. Gene Ontology annotation, biological process: lipid transport.